This is a messenger RNA of Nymphaea colorata (pocket water lily), 2452 nucleotides long. Its product is annotated as cellulose synthase-like protein E6. Gene Ontology annotation, cellular component: plasma membrane; trans-Golgi network. Gene Ontology annotation, biological process: cellulose biosynthetic process; plant-type primary cell wall biogenesis. The record is from RefSeq and is a predicted model, not a curated record. The transcript is spliced from 8 exons. NCBI's taxonomy places the organism in Eukaryota, Viridiplantae, Streptophyta, Magnoliopsida, Nymphaeales, Nymphaeaceae. Gene Ontology annotation, molecular function: cellulose synthase (UDP-forming) activity; mannan synthase activity. The coding region runs from base 46 to 2328 and encodes 760 amino acids.
UAAGUAGGACCGAAGAGGAAGAGGUGAGAGAGAGAGAGAGAUAGAAUGGGGAGGGAGGAGAUGAGUCUGCACAGCAGCAUAGGAGCAAGAGGCAGAACCAUGUACAAGUUGUUUGUGGCCUCAAAUCUUGCAGGGAUUAUGGGCAUCCUCUACUACAGAGCCACCAACAUCCCCCGUGAAGGCCCCUCUUUAAGGCUUCUAGUUUGGGCAGCCAUGUCCCUCUCUGAGCUCUGGUUUGGUUUCUAUUGGCUUGUUACUCAGUCUGCCCGCUGGGAUCCCAUCUAUCGAUCCACCUCCAAAGAUCGGCUCUCCAACAGGUUUGAAAGGGAGCUGCCGGGGGUGGACGCCUUCGUGUGCACUGCAGAUCCAUGGAAGGAGCCACCGUUGCUCGUCAUAGGCACAGUGCUGUCUCUCAUGGCCUACGACUACCCACCGGAGAAGCUCAGCGUAUAUCUUUCGGACGAUGGCGGCUCCGACUUGACGUUGUAUGCCCUCCUUGAAGCCUCUGCCUUUUCCAAGCACUGGCUGCCCUUUUGCCGGAAGUUUAAGAUCGAGCCCAGGUCGCCGGCCUCAUUCUUCUCCACCAAUCCUGAUCCGCCCCUCACCUCUUCGCAGGAAUGGUCGACCAUGAAGAGCUUGUACGAAGAGAUGGCGCAUCGUAUUGAAAGUGCAGUCAGUUUAGGCAGAGUUCCACCAGAGAUUCGUGAAGAACACCAAAGGCUUUUCUCUGAGUGGAAUUCAGGCACAAACUCACGCGAUCAUCCAGCAAUACUCAAGAUACUAAUUGGUGGUGGAGACUCAAAGGCAGUAGACGUCGAUGGGUGCCCAUUGCCAACUCUUGUAUACUUGGCCCGUGAAAAGAGGCCUGGCUACCCUCAUCAUUUCAAGGCUGGAGCUAUGAACGCCCUGCUAAGGGUAUCGGCCGAGGUGAGUAAUGCUCCCAUAAUACUCAAUGUGGACUGCGACAUGUACUCUAACGAUUCACAAUCUGUAAGAGAUGCAUUGUGCUUCUUCAUGGACGAAAAGACGGGAAGCCGAACUGCAUUCGUUCAAUUCCCUCAGCGUUUCGACAACAUCACCAAGAAUGACAUCUAUGAUGCGUCGUUAUUACUCUUCACCGAGGUGACUAAUGCCCAAGUCAUUCACUUUUCCUGUAUUUUCAAUAUAUUCAGUCGUCCUGGAUCCGACCCCUUUUCAAUUUCAAUCUGCACUGUUGAAUUUUAUGGACUUGAUCGAUUCGAGGGGCCAUUGUAUAUUGGGAGUGGUUGCUUCCAUAGAAGAGAGAGUCUUACUGGAAGGGAAUAUAGCGAAGACUUCAAGGGAGAUCUGAAUGGGAGGAUGUGGAGCAAGCCUGUGGGAAUGGUUGAAGAAUUGGAAGAGAGAAGCAGGAAACUUGCUGCUUGUUAUUUUGAAGAGAACACUCUAUGGGGAACUGAGGUGGGAUUGAAAUAUGGGUGUCCAGUGGAGGAUGUCAUAACUGGGCUUUCAAUACAAUGUAGAGGGUGGAAGUCUGUUUAUUUCAGCCCAAAGAGAGCUGCUUUCUUGGGGCUUGCUGCCACUACCCUAAAUGAUGUAUUAGUUCAACAAACGAGGUGGUCUGGAGGAGAUUUUCAGAUCUUAAUAUCUAGAUACUCACCUUUCCUCUGCGGCCCUAAAAAAAUAAGCCUUGGUCUUCAGAUGUGUUAUUGCAUCUAUUGCUUGUGGGUCCCCAAUUGCUUUCCCACUUUAUGUUAUGCUAUUGCGCCAUCACUUUGCCUCCUCUAUGGAAUUCCCAUGUUCCCCAAGAUCUCCAGUCUUUGGCUUAUACCUUUUGUAUAUGUUUGCAUAAGUUCUUAUGGGUACAGUCUGGUGGAAAUUUUAUGUGUGGGAGGUACAUUUAAGAUGUGGUGGAAUGCACAACGAAUGUGGAUGAUGAGAAGGGUGACAUCCUACUUCUUUGCAUUCCUCGACUUCAUCUUGAAGCUUGUAGGCAUGGGGGAGAUGAAAUUCACAAUAACAUCCAAAGUUGCAGAUGCGGAAUCAGAAACCCGAUACAGGAACGAAAUCAUGGAGUUCGGAACUGCGUCGCCCAUGUUCAUAUUGCCCACAACACUUGCUAUACAUCACUUGGUGUGCUGGGUAGUAAUGGUUUUCAGGGUGGUGGAGAAAGGAAUUGGAGUUUUGGAUGACCUGUUUGUUCAAGCUGCAUUAUGUGGCUUCUUGGUGCUCAUCAGCCUCCCCAUUUAUGAAGCAGCAUUCCUUCGUAGAGACAAGGGACGGAUUCCUACAUCAGUUACUUCCAUCUCUGUAACAUUAGCCUUGAUGAUAUCAUUCUUAGCUGCACGCUGACAGUGAACUGCAGCAUGGUUGAUGAACACUUGAUUUUUAUGUAUAAGAUUUCCUUGAUUUCCUUUUCCCAUACAAAGCAAAUGUAUUUCAUUUAAUAAUACAAGGAGGGCUUUAUGUUAUCUUA